Messenger RNA from Spirometra erinaceieuropaei, 5304 nucleotides. The record is from the annotation of a GenBank genome assembly. NCBI's taxonomy places the organism in Eukaryota, Metazoa, Platyhelminthes, Cestoda, Diphyllobothriidea, Diphyllobothriidae.
AUGCCAAACAUUCGUUGUAAUGAUGUAUCUGUAAGUUGAGAAAGAUAGGAUUUCAAAUGAAUUUCGACGUUAAGGGGAACGUAGUCCACUCCCUUUACUUAGUUUUUCUCAUUUUACUUAGUAAUUAUGGUUUACUUGUAUAUGACCUUUCUACCCAGUUUGUUUUACCGUAUCUUUCGACCUUUACUUUCGUGGCUUUUGCGGUUGUGGGUGCGGUGCUUUGGUGUCAGCCGCUGCCCGCACUUAACACAAUUAGCUGGUACCAGCAGCGCUGGACGUCCAUAAGAUUGCGAGUUCUGCUUCCUUUCGCGGCGUAGCUUCUCAGACUACAUUAGUAUCCUAUACGUGCCCGUGCAUUUUUAUUAUUUGUCGCCGCACAUGUUGUGCUUUGCUAGAGCCGCCUGUUUUUUCUACCUGCUUUGUGAGUAUCACAAAACCAGCAGAGAUGCAGACAUCGCUGGUAACAAUGUACUCCCCCCUCCCCUGUCUACCCUCGUAUUGCCACCUUAGGUUUACAGACUGUGUGCGAUUACGGGUCUGCUUGGCUGAUUUGACUUGGCCUGCUAGGGUAAAUGUCAGGCAAAUUGUGCCUGCACGUGCUACCGACAAGAGUCAGACAGUCGCAAAACUGACCGCAGACUAACCCUAGAGACAAACCCUGAGAAAUUGUUAUGCUAGCAAGAUAGUUAGAAAUGUGAAAGUAGUGCUCUGGUGGUGCAGGAGUUUGGUGACAUGUUUGUCCUCAGUGGUCAAAGAACGUGGUAGCCGUUAUUAUGAGCUAAUUUUUCUCUCAGAACGGAAUGGUAGGUGCUCAAUGUAAGAUGUUAUUGGCGGAUGCUCCCCGAUACGAGACGUCUUCGUGGAAAUCGACCUCUGUUUUUCUCCAAAUCGCUGUAGAUCAACACUAAAACGCGUUCAUACUGUCGCAUGUUCCAUCAUUGGGGUCAACUCCAGUAGUCCCACUAGCGCUGUAAUUACAGUACGUAAAGUUGUGCGUAUGUGCGAACAUUGUAGUUAUAAAAAUAUGGUUUUUCAAUCACAAUGGUCGGCCUUGGGUUUGAAAAAAUACCAUAUACAGAAGCGACGAGAACCUUUAUCAAGCAGAACAUAAAUGCCAUAUAUUUCCAUGUAUCGAAACAAUCUGAGAUUUUCAGAUUUUGUACCACGGCCGAAUGAAAAACACCUUUGCAAUAACGUCGCACAGAAAGUCGUCUUUCAACUUUCAUAGACACAUGAGAAUGAGCAAUAGCGUUUGCAUCGCACAAAGAAGGUUUCAGUUGUUCGCCCCAAACCAAAAUCCAGUCUGCCUAACCAGUAUACUGUACAAAGUCAUGGAGAGAGUUAUUUGUUGCUAAACGCGCGUGUCCACUCGCAUCCAGGGUAGUUUUCCAGGUGCAUCACUUGCCUGUAACCCUUCAAUAUACAUACAUACAUAUAAGUUGGUUCGUAUUUACUGUACUUAUUUUCCAAAUGAGCUCUUAGAACCGGACUCUUUGCGUUCGACCCUUUUAGUAUUAAUUUUCCUUCUGCUUGCUGUCAGCCAUCAUACUCACUAGCCUAAGACAUGCCAAGUUACCUCUCAAAACGAGAAGCGAUCCCGGUGGUUGGCCGUAAAAUACGGCCCAGUAUCCCUUGCAAAGUUAUGCUUGAAGUCAUCCGUUACCGUCUCUGUUACUUCCUCAGCAGACACAAAUCUGUGAGCACCAUUCCGCAUGCUUUCCCAAAAGGAUGAUCUUGCCUUAGAAAACUCAACAGGGAAUGUGGAAAAAUUCAAAUCUAUAUUUUCAGACCCUGGAAAGGCUUUUGAUGCAGUUAACUACCGAGUACUCGCCAGGAAGCGUUAUAGGUAUGAUACAAACAGGAACGCAAUAAACUAGAUUAGACUCUCCGCACAUAUGUUCGAAAAACUCCGUCACCUGAGUUGCCUGUACAUAGUGACGUUUCAUAAGCAUUUUCGCUAAAUCUGUAGUUUCUUCUACUCUGCACCAGUGGCCUAUCAGCAUCAGUUUUCAAAACCCGCCUGAGUUUUCCAGGCAACAUAUACACCUCAGAACAGACACAACUAUCCUUCAAUGCGGAAAGACCUUGUUCGACUUUUCGAACGGAUUGACUGAUGGGAUCUCGCCGUGAAUGCACAGAUACCGCGGUUCCACGCGCAACCUCGAGUGACGAAGCCAUUCCGCUGGCUGUGUCAGUCGCCAGCCAUGGUUUAUAACUUUAGCCAGGUCAACAUCGCCAAAACAAUGUUUGCAAUCUGCUGUCAAAACUCAAAAGCAGCUUUUGACUAGUUGGCGAUCCAAGCAUUUCACCGGGAAACACCUUCAGAUGCUAUACUCCAAGUUUGUUUGCUCACACUUUUGUCAUCAGCGUUAUUCUGUGCCUCUUAAGCGACAAGGAGAUUUAUUUGCACACGGCUCAGAACUAGACAGCCCAGCUUCGUCGUUUCAGUGCAAAUCUUGGCCCGGUCCAAACUUCCCAUGUUGCGGCAGAGAUGACAGUGUGUAGACGGCCCGUAGGCCAUGGUUUGGUUCUCCAGGUAGAUACACAAUUUCUGUGGACGGGUUUUUCACUGUGUACCAUUAAAUCCUGGAACGAGUUCUUCAAAACGGUCGUCCUAUCCCCCCACUUGUAGAUUAUUUAAGAAAUGUCUUGAUUCCCUCUGAAACUCAAGGGGUCCUGUAGUUUUAUAGGCUAUCACUGGGUUAGGAAAUUCCUACCACAUAAAUCUGCAGUCCACGUUGCCCUUUGUUGCUACGGUGACGCAUUUUGACGCUCUGUUUUGUAUUUACCAGUUUUUAUGAUGCCAAUUAAUAAAUCAAAAGGUACUUUCCCUCUAGGACCUUUUCAUUCGUCACUCUUUCGCGUUUUGUCCGUCUUAUCCGUCCUCAUACUCUUGUUUUCCAUAGCCUUUUCUGUGUUUUACUACGUUGAUUUCUCGCCCUCCGGUCUUCGGCGUUUUAUCAGACCUAGGUGUUAAUGCCCUCGUCGCACCGCUCUGUUCUCAGCUUGGGCAUCAGAAAAGCCACGAGAUAUUCAGAAAUCCUUGAUUUCAUACCAAGUCCUCAGCCUUUACCCCCGACUGACUGAUGUUUCUUGCGUGUCGUCUUUUUACAAGAAACACGAAUAAAAUAGGAAAGUUGUUUGUUAUGCCAAGUAUAUCUUUCCGAAAUCGUCCUUGUGACGGCACCCAUCAUGACCAGCUAUCAUUAUCCGCCGCACUUGACCUGUGACAGACUCCAGCGUGAAUUCAAGUCAAGGCAAGGGCGACGAAACAUGCAUGUUGUCUCGUUUUUUGUACCGGGAUCUAGGAGCCAUGGUUGGUUCCGUUCCCAGCUGAGUAAUCCAGCGCACCAUUCGCCGGCGCCACCCGAAUAGGGUUGCUGAUUGCACCAGCUGUAUGGGGCCUUUAGGCUCUUAUCAGAGACUCAAUCCUUGCAGCCUAUGCCAUAGUAGUACCUAUACAGAGGUAGAAAAUCACUCAUUUUCAUGGAGAGCCCCGGGUUUCGUGCAAGCCGUUAAGUAAAUAUGCAGCCUGUGAGGCAGUGGGGAUAGAAACCCUGAGCUGCCAAACCACGUUUACAUCAUUGGCCGUCGGUGUGCCGGGCCUCAGUUCCUUGCUGAGUGGCCAUUGCUACUCAUUCACCAGAUGUUGAGGCGCGUUCAUUUUAAUUGUUUCGGCUAUCUGUAAGCGCGCUGAGUUGCUACUACCUAAUCCAGUACGAGUGCUUCAACUUGUUUCCUAGCCCCCUGAAUUGACUUUAGGGAUUAGAGGCCGAAAACGUUGUCUAUGAGGUGCUCUUUAAGAUGGACAACGAUGGUAUUUUAAGAACCACGGUGGAAUUAAUCUCCCUGAUAUCGGAACUAGAGGAUUUGCAGUUUCCCCGUCCUACUGCACACAAAAAUCGGUGCAACAUUCGGCCUAAACGAGGUUGUAUAGAUCGGCAGUUCUCAUUUUCCCAAGCUUUGUGCUAUUGUCAUUCUUGUGUGCAGUUCACAAUAUUCCGUUUCGUUAGUUUCUGUCGGGGUCUUCGUCGUUGUCCAUUGGAGUCCUCUGCGACUGAUCGUGCUUCUUGGCGCUGUGAUUAAUUCAUCAGGGAGCGAAAAGAAUGCAACCUCUGAUUUAACCCCGUCGUCGCGCAGUAGACCGGGUUCUUUAACAUCUGUUGACAGACUAGCCGCCGUUGGGAGUAGGUCGUGCCUCGUACUUUACAGCCCUUUACUGCUUUGGGGGGAGGAGGAGGGGGGGUGUUGCAACGCCGGGGAAUGUGCUUGCUGUGCCGCAGGUAGGGGAGACAAUCGAAAUAUUGACGGCUUUAGGGCAAAGAUAGUCGCUCUAGUUUCCCGUACUGAGAAGUCUCAGCCUCUGAGGACAGUGAGGUUUUUAAACUAUUGAGCAUUCCCCGUUACCAUGGAGCAAACUCACUGAUGAUGAGUCAAACCAAUAAUUAGAUCGAAUAUCAUAUCAUAUUCAGGUGAUUAUAGAUUAAGCUACUGCUUCUCCGGGCGCCAAACAUGCUGGGGCACUCAUUCCAGUUGGUAGUUGUCUUCUAGGCAUGUCUGUCGCAACUGUGCACCGUUUUGCAGGCCUGUUAGGCUUUUUACCUUGUAGCAAUCUUUAUGCCCGAUGUUUUCUGCCUGACUUAUGCACGUGAUAAUGGGCUACUGUUUUGUCUGCUGGAAAGUGUUUUCUCUCUCACAACCGCCCUCUUCCGUUUAACAUAGGACAUCGGUCACACAGACCUCGUCCCCAUAUAUCACCAGAAGCAGUCCCUCCUCCUCUGUGCUGUGCACGCCAUAAACAAUGUACUUCAAUUCGAGGCGGUUAACAAGCAGUCUAUGGAUGCGAUUUGUUCCAGACUGACGCCAGCAAGGUUCGCAAACCCGCACCGCAAUAUUUUCGGGCUGGGCAACUUUGACGUCAACGUGCUCAUUCUGGCCUUGCAGGACCAUGACUAUGAUGUUGUGUGGUUUAAUCGGCAGAAGAGCAUGACUGAGCACAACCUCAACUGGGACCGCAUCACGGGUUUCAUUCUCAACACCCGUCGAAAGUUUCUGGCACCCAUUCCUGUCACCAGUCGUCAUUGGAUUGCCUUCCGCGGUUUCCCCAGCGCAGAGGGCGGAGACAUUCUGUACUACGAUCUGGACUCCAAGUUGCCCUCGCCCCUCCUUGUUGCUAGGUCGCAUGCGGAGUUCGCGACCUACAUCGAAGAACGUCUCAACUGGUCGCCAAGUUCACAGUUACUGAUUGUCGCGCCGAGGGACGUGGUCAGCGAUCGAACGUGGACCCUCACGAAAACGGGCUGA